UUUCAACAACCUGUGUCCCGCAAUUGAGUAUCGUCCAUAAUUCAGCAUUGGACCAUUGGUCUUCUUCAAUUUCAGAGAGAACCUAGCAGAGAGAAUCUUCAUCAGGUAAAAACUCGCCGCGAAAGCUGAAGUUUACUAACAAUGGCUGACAGGAUUAGCUGGUUGCCAGAUGAAAUCCUUUGUCACAUUCUCUCUUUUCUUCCAACUCAUGAUGCUUUUGCCACAAGUCUUCUUUCAAAGAGGUGGAAGCCACUGUGGCGAUCAGGUCCUACUCUCUUCUUUGACGACCAAAACUAUAUCAUAAACAACCACAAACCCUACGAUUGCUUUUCAAAGUUCAUAUAUAGAGCCAUUCGCAACAGAUAUCCGCACCUACCAAUUACUAGUUUUCGUCUACAAUGUGGUGCUUCCAGUUUCAACCUUUCUGAUUCCGAUGUUACUACAUGGGUCAACUCUGCUAUACAAUGUGGAAUUGAGAAUCUCCACAUCGAGCUUCCAUCUUCAGAUCCUGUACUGUGCUUUAGAAGCAGUGUUUUCAGCUGUAAAACUCUGGUUGUUCUCAAGUUGAAGGGGUUAGACAUAGAUGAAUUUUCUAUUUUUGAUCUUCCCUCACUCAAAACUCUGAAUUUGAUUGAUGUUAGUUUUGAAAAACCGCAAUAUCUUAUGGAACUUCUUUCUGGGUGUCAAAUUCUUGAGGAUAUGCGUUUGAGGUUUAUAUACUGUGGUUAUUCUUCUACUCCCUGUAAUAACAACUUGACAAGGUUUUCUAAGUUGGUCAGGGCAGACAUACAUGCCAUUGGCUUAGAUAUUCCUCUGAAGGAAAUUUGUAAUGUAGAAUUUCUUCACAUUGACAAGGUUUGUAUAUAUGUGUAAGAAAAGUGUGAUUAAAUUGUUUGUAAUUUUGUAUUUAUAGGAAAUGUACUAUUGUUUCGGAUUGCUCUUUUUAACUAUUGCAGUACCCUGAUGACAUUCCAGUUUUUCCCAA
Molecule: messenger RNA, 985 nt
Organism: Lotus japonicus
Lineage: Eukaryota; Viridiplantae; Streptophyta; Magnoliopsida; Fabales; Fabaceae
Product: FBD-associated F-box protein At5g56380-like
Exons: 2
Coding region: 142-873 (243 amino acids)
Molecular function (GO): protein binding
Source: RefSeq, a predicted model, not a curated record